Camellia sinensis is the source of this 938-nucleotide messenger RNA. The record is from RefSeq and is a predicted model, not a curated record. NCBI's taxonomy places the organism in Eukaryota, Viridiplantae, Streptophyta, Magnoliopsida, Ericales, Theaceae.
AUGGGGCAGAUUAGAGUCCUGCCCUUUCACCAUGUUAAGCAUAGUCGAGGGAGGGUUGCGCUUCCCGAUGCAGCCCCUAAUGUGCGAAUUCUUGAGACAUACCAGGCUGGCUCCUAUUCAACGAUCGAAGAGUUACAAGCCAAUUACCUCUAUCUGAACGAAAAGGCGAUCAGGGCCGUGCUGAGAAGUUUAAAUUGCAAUUCCUGCAUUGCCCCUAAUACCUGUGAUUUUCUUUCUCCAGGCUUCUGUGGUGAAACAGAGGAGGAACACCAAGACACACUAAGCCUUAUAAAGACUGUUGGUUAUGACAUGGCAUACAUGUUUGCAUAUAGCAUGAGGGAGAAAACCCAUGCCCAUAGGAAUUAUGUUGAUGAUGUUCCUGAUGCUGUCAAGCAGAGGAGGCUGACGGAACUCAUCGAGGCUUUCCGCGAGAGCACAGGUCAGUGCUAUGACUCCCAAAUUGGUACUGUCCAAUUGGUGUUAGUUGAAGGACCCAAUAAGAGAGCUCCUGAGACAGAGCUCAUUGGCAAGAGCGACAGAGGCCAUAGGGUGUAUUUUACUAAUCUGCCAGUCCCAGAUCGGGAGGUUUAUGAUGGGAAUCGGAAUCCAAGGGUUGGAGACUAUGUAGAAGUUCGGAUAUCAAAAUCGACAAGAGCAUCACUAUUUGGAGAAGCUCUUGCUAUAACAAAGUUAAGCUCAUUUUACAGUAGUGUGCAUGAUGAAGCUGUUGUUGCCUGUGUGAACAGAAACUGAGUUGCUUUUAAAGCUACUUAUCUAUGCUGAUUGUUUUUAGUAGCCUAUAAUGGCUGCCCUACAAUGGGCUCAUGAUCAUAAUUUUUACAUGUUAAUGUUCUCAUCACCAAAAUUCAAAAUUCAUUGUCAUUGAGCAAUUGAAUGGCUCUAGAGAUAUUGAGAAGCAGGGAUAUGAUUUUUGCUUA